Medicago truncatula (barrel medic) is the source of this 837-nucleotide messenger RNA. Its product is annotated as ethylene-responsive transcription factor ERF021. The coding region runs from base 124 to 705 and encodes 193 amino acids. NCBI's taxonomy places the organism in Eukaryota, Viridiplantae, Streptophyta, Magnoliopsida, Fabales, Fabaceae. The record is from RefSeq and is a predicted model, not a curated record. Gene Ontology annotation, biological process: regulation of DNA-templated transcription. The transcript has a single exon. Gene Ontology annotation, molecular function: DNA-binding transcription factor activity; DNA binding.
UUCCUACGAAGAAGCUUACCUCUUUUGUUUUACCUUUUAAACACAAACACAGUCUUUGUUAUAACUUACUUGCAUUGCAUUAUAUAUAUCUCUCACUGUUUUGUCCAAUUAGAUUAUUUUACAAUGGAAGAAUCAAACAACAUGCAAGAGCAAGAACAUGCAAAUGUUACUCCUCCAACAUCCUAUAUAGGAGUUAGGAAAAGAAAAUGGGGGAAAUUUGUAUCAGAAAUUAGAGAGCCAGGUAAGAAGAGCAGAAUAUGGUUAGGGAGCUAUGAAGAACCACAAAUGGCAGCAGCAGCGUAUGAUAUAGCAGCUUUUCAUCUCAAAGGACACGCCGCGAAGCUUAACUUUCCUGAUAUGAUUGAGAAACUUCCAAUGCCAGCAAGCUCCAAAGCGGAGGAUAUUCGUGUGGCAGCUCAACAAGGUGCAUUACAGUUCAAGAGGAGACCAUCAUCAUCAUCAUCUGAAGGGGGUGUUAAUAGCAUUAACAUUAGUGAUAGUAAUAGCAAUAAUGACAGUGUUGUUCCUGCUAGGGUUGGUCUUUCACCUUCUCAAAUUCAAGCAAUCAAUGAGGCUCCUUUGGAUUCACCUAAAAUGUGGAUGCAAAUGUUUGGAUUUCAAUUUGAUGAAUAUAGGAAUUAUGAUAAUAAUGUUUUAGAGUUGAGUGAAUGGGAAGAAAUUCAGUAUGAGUCAUUGUGGGACUAGUGAUUCAAUCAUGAACUAUAAUAUAAUAAUCAACUAAUUUAUGUACCCUCUAUUUAGGGCCCAAUGUAAUAAAGCACAAUAUAUAAGUAAGACCGAUUCAAUGAAGCAAUAGGAUUGAUUUAAUUAAUUUUA